UCUGCUGUUGCCGGUGUACACGUUACUACGAAUCAUUAGAUCUAGAUUACCUCAAAAACAGACAUCUACAUAGACAGAGCCUAGAUGUAAAAUCUAAAUGUAGAUAGAGAUCUAAAUCUUAAAAAAACUAGAUUAUAUUGCUGUCUAAGAGUUUUCACAGCCAAUACUUACAAUGACAAAGAGUGAACUUAGAAGCAGGGCCAAACAUAAAAUUAACAAUGAAGAGACUGCUGCAAAAAGUGACAAAGAUGACAAACUGCCUCCUCACUGGAAACUUGAUCCGUAUGCCAAGUUGAUUGGCAUUGGUGUUCUUGUUCUGACAGUGAGCGCCAUAGCUUUCUUUCGCUAUCAGCAGCAUUUACGGGAAAUAAUUAUAACCCCACUAGACUCUCCUCGAAUUAUUCAAGACAACAGCAGCCUGCCAGUAGUGAAUCCAGAUAGAUUUUGGGGCACCUACAGGCCACAAGCAUAUUUUGGCAUAAAAAGCCGCAGCAAGUACUCCCCUGUUUUUGGUUUGAUGUGGAUGACUGAGUUGACAGGGCAGAUGCCCCCACCUCUGCGCCACUGGUGUGACCAGGGUGACAGGCUUGAAGGAUAUAUUUGGCAGAUGCAUGAUGGGAAGAAUUUCGGCAUUCAGCAGUUGCAAGAGAGAACCUAUACAAUAAAAACAGAAUUUCUGAAGAGAUCUGGUGGUGACCACGGUGGGGACUGGUCUGCAAGGAUACAUUUUACUCCAAAGAAUCCUCAAGAACAGGUUGUUGUUUCAACUUUCUUUUAUGCUGCACUAGAUGAGGACUACGGAAAGUUGGAACCAAUACUUGCCAAAGGCAAAUUAAAUUCAGUACAUGGCUGGCAUCAAGAUGUAGGCAACUUUCACCUUAUUCUUACUAAUGCGGAGUCUAGCCAGCAGAAGUCCAACUACCUAGUCAGCCAUGCCAAGCAGUUGGCCCAACUGAAGGAUGUUUUGAUGUCCAAUUUGAAGGUUGAUGCUUGGGACUCAGCCCGAACGCAGGCUUUUUUUAAACUGACCGGCCGCAAAGUGCCCAACGAUGCACCUGGCCCAAAUUUUGUUGUGAAGCAAGUAACCGCACAACUGCCAUUCACAAUGGAGGUGAUUUUUCAAUCUGGAAGUGUAUUGGACCGACCAAAUGAGCUGUCAGGCAAUGUGUUUAGCUCACUUCUAGAAGAGAGAACCAAAGAGUUUAACGAUAAAUUUGAAACACUAUUUAAACUGAAAGAAAAAGGUUAUCCUCAAGAAGCAGUCACAUUUGCUCAAGCUGUAGUCAGUAACAUGUUGGGCAGUAUUGGCUACUUUUAUGGAUCAUCUUUAGUCCAAUCCGUGUAUAACAAGGAGCCGUUAAACUACUGGGAGGCACCUUUAUACACUGGUGUUCCAUCAAGACCCUUUUUCCCUCGUGGUUUCUUGUGGGAUGAAGGCUUUCACAACCUCUUAAUUAGCUCUUGGGAUGAGGACAUUUCUAAAGACAUUAUUGGACAUUGGAUGGAUUUGAUGAACAUAGAAGGUUGGAUACCAAGAGAACAAAUUUUAGGGUCUGAGGCUCGGGCCAAAGUGCCGUCGGAGUUUGUGGUACAAAGGAAUACCAAUGCCAACCCUCCGACAUUUUUUCUGCCACUUAAAUAUCUUAUUAGGAAUAUGAUAGAAAGAGGAUCGCCACAGGAUAAAGAUUAUUUAUCUGCAUUGUUUCCUAGAUUGAAAACUUGGUUUAACUACUACAAUACUACACAGAUUGGCAGACAACCAUUUACCUACCGCUGGCAUGGGCGCGAUCCCUCCAACAUCAAACAGCUUAACCCAUUGACCCUGACCUCAGGUUUAGAUGAUUAUCCCCGUGCCUCUCAUCCUACUGAAGAUGAAAGACAUUUAGACUUGCGGUGUUGGAUAGCAUUUGCUGCUCAAGUGAUGAGCGAUAUCGCUAAGGUUUUGGGCCAGGACUGGCAAGAGUAUGAUGCCACGUUCCGCCUCUUGUCCGAUAACCGAUUGUUGGAUCAAAUUCACUGGUCUGAGAAAGGCAAGCAGUACAGUGAUUAUGGCUUGCACACGGAAAAAAUCAAAUUGGAAAAACCCAAACCACCUGCCAAUAUUAAAAACAGUCAGCGUCAGUUUGAUCAAGACAAAAUCCGUGUUGUCCUGUCCCCACCUUCUUAUCAGUUUGUCGAUGCCUACGGUUACGUUAGUCUUUUCCCAUUUCUGCUCAAGUUAAUUGACCCGAGCUCAGCCAAGCUAGAAACUACACUCCAGGACAUUACAAAUCCUGAGAAGCUUUGGACCAACUAUGGCUUGCGAUCAUUGAGCAGGAGGUCUAAAUUCUACGACAGAUUCAAUACAGAACAUGACCCUCCUUACUGGCGAGGGACUAUUUGGAUCAACAUCAACUACAUGUGUUUAUCUGCUCUUCAUCACUACCGCAGUGUGGAGGGACCUUUUAAGGAACUAGCAGGGACUGUGUAUAGCAAUUUGAGAAACAAUUUAGUCAAUAAUAUCAUCAAAGAGUACCAACGCACAGGAUACAUAUGGGAGAACUACAGCGACAAAACGGGAGAGGGUAAAGGCUCCCACCCUUUCACUGGUUGGUCAGCGUUAGUUGUUCUAAUGAUGGCUGAAAAGUAUUAACUUGUUAUUUUAGGACAUGUGUUCUCUAUUCAAAUUUGUUGUUUUAUAAAAAUCUAUCAAAAUGGAGCUACAAAUAACAUCGACAAAGAUCUCCUUCAUGGUUCUUAUUAAAAGACAUUUUAUUAGUUUUGUAAAAAAAACAAACAACUUAUUUGGCUUUUUUUUUACACCCAGCUCAAAUAAAUAAAAUUUUUGCAUUUGUUGCUUGUUAUAAUUAUGGCAAUGCUUUUGAUUCCGAAGAUUAAGGAUAAGUGCAGUGUUUCACAUGAUAACGCUAAACCACUCUUGUACACAGCUAUUAAAACUGUUGUGUAUUUUUUUUAUUUAAUAAAAAAUUCACUCAUUAGGAUACUUCAGUACUGUUACACUGUCAAUGUAUCUUUCAAUACAAUUAUAACAUGUAAGUAUACAAAUAUAUAUAUAUAUAAAUAUAUAUAUAUAUAUAUUGUUAGUCUUGAAAUAAAAAAGUUGUUUAAAAUAUUGUAUGCAAUACGUAAAGGUUGAUUUAUUUUCAAGUUUAGUUAUAGACACUAAAGCAACUUAUUGUACACCAUUUGAGUAAUAUAUUCCACAUAUUACAUGUAAGAAGCAGAUUGUGUCUGCAAGACCUUUUUAAAUAUAUGUAACAAUCAAAAUGUGUUGUGGAAAAAGGUCUAUCAAUAUGUGUUAUGGUUAGAGUGUGGUAGAUAAUUGUCUAUAACAAAAUAUAUGAGCAGAAUGUGGUGAAAAAGACAUUAAAAGAGAAACAAGUACUAAUGCAUGUAACAAUCAGAAAUUUUGAUACACGUCUAUAAAUACAUGUAAUGAGCAGUUAGUGAUAUUAAAACCAUUUUUAAAUAUACAUGUUAUUGGCUCAGUGUGGAAGAGAAACUUAUCAAAUAUGUUGUACUGAGCAGAUGCAUACACUAGUGGGCUAGAAGUCCAGAUGUAAGUGAGAGAUGGCAAGUUAACUUUUGCUUGAUAGAAUACUAAAGAUGUGUGUAUGUUUUAAAUGUUUUCUAUAGGUACGCAUUCAUUUCAUUCCGUUAAAAGACAAUCUGUAUGUGUCCUCAACUAUAAAAUAUUUUUAAAAAUCCAGACAGACUAGUGAACAUCACUGUAAAACUAAAACUAAUUUCAGCCUUAGACUUGAUAUCUCUAGUUGGUAUAUAUAAUAAUAUAUUAAGAAGAAACACUUUUGAGGGACAUCAAUUUAAAUAUACAAUCUGCGACAAAACUGUUUUGUAUGCGGGGAACUUUUUUUUUACCUUCCUUUCACCUUGUCCAUUGGGGCACCACACAAGAUCUGUCAACCAUCUUUCUCCCUUCCUCUCUGUCCUUUGCCUUGGAUAAAAUUUCUUUCAAUGACUGGCCUGUCCAUUCUUUUAUGUUUCUGAAGACAUCUGGGGACCAUGGUUGGUGACUUUUUUUUUUUAAGUAUACCAGUAUGUAAAAGUUGAUCAAGUGGGAAGUGUGGUCGAGAGGCUAAGUGCGCUUGAACUUGGCUUGGCUACCUAGAAGGGGGCUCGAGGUUUGACACCCGACUCAGGCAGAGUUGUGUUUACUAAGCGCCUAAAGGCAGCACGGAAAACCAACUCCUAGAUACCCCCCCCCCCCCCCCCCACUGGUCCACAAAAGAGAUUGAACCGAAAGCGCUCUGAGCAUGCUAUAAGCAUGAAAGUAGCGCUAUAUAAAAGCUAUAAUAAUAAUAAUUAGAAUUUUUUGUUUUCAUUUCAUUCUUUCCUCACAUACUUAUGAUAUUUACAGAUCCAUAAAACAUUUGAGUUUGAAAGAAUUUUUUUUAAAUGAUUGUCUUUCCACGUCUGGAUAUCUUACGAAAGGAUUUGUUGUUUUUGUUCACUUUUCUAUACAAGCAUGGUGAUUUGUGACAAUGUUGUUGUUGUUUUAAAAAAUGUAUGCAAUAUUUUUUUAUUUUUUUUAGAUUUUUCUUAUUUCUACUUUGAUUCAUUGUGUUCCAAGUAUUCAAGUUGAAUGUCCUCACUCCAGUGUGUGUGUGUAUGUUUUGGCUAGUCAAAGGUAGAUAACAUAAAGGCAUUUGUCAUCAGAUGGAUUAUUUUUUUGGGUUAUAGGUACUUGCACUGACCUAUGUAUUUGUUCCACUGGCUACUAUAUUGUUGUACAUGCACUCUAUAUGUGAUGAACAGAAGGAUAUUUUUUUUUAAACUUUGAAAUUAGAAAAUGUAUGAUGUUUUUUGUGAGUAUUAAUCUUUGCCAGUUUUAAAUUCCCAAAUGCAGACCUGUCCAAACAGUGUAGAGAGAUUUAGGUAAUAUGCCAGUGAAAACAUUGUAUUGGAUCAAAAUGUUUUACAAUGAAACAUUUAUCUGGUGGCUCUGCAUUAAAAAAAAACCAAACUUUU
Biomphalaria glabrata is the source of this 4989-nucleotide messenger RNA. Its product is annotated as mannosyl-oligosaccharide glucosidase-like. Gene Ontology annotation, cellular component: endoplasmic reticulum membrane. Gene Ontology annotation, molecular function: Glc3Man9GlcNAc2 oligosaccharide glucosidase activity. The transcript is spliced from 4 exons. Gene Ontology annotation, biological process: oligosaccharide metabolic process; protein N-linked glycosylation. The coding region runs from base 173 to 2632 and encodes 819 amino acids. Lineage: Eukaryota; Metazoa; Mollusca; Gastropoda; Planorbidae. The record is from RefSeq and is a predicted model, not a curated record.